Myotis brandtii (Brandt's bat) is the source of this 792-nucleotide messenger RNA. Its product is annotated as cell wall integrity and stress response component 2-like. The coding region runs from base 1 to 792 and encodes 263 amino acids. NCBI's taxonomy places the organism in Eukaryota, Metazoa, Chordata, Mammalia, Chiroptera, Vespertilionidae. The record is from RefSeq and is a predicted model, not a curated record. The transcript has 2 exons.
AUGGGUGCACCUGAGCUUAAACCUCAGCCAGUGUCAUCAGGGACGCUGUCCAUUAAGAGCUGUCAACUGCACCAAUGCCAGCUCCCUGACGACAGUUCCUCUUUGCAUGUGGUGCCCAGGGACCUGGGCAAGGAAAGCAUGGACUCUGGCAUUUCCCCCCCAUCACAUCUGCCUUCCAUAGCCUUCCUGAAGUCAGAGCAGCCAUCAAAGGACGCCAUGGAGACUGUCAUCAAAGCGAUAGCUGACCUCCAAGCCAAUCAGGACCAGGCAAGAGCGGCACUAAAGGAUGCCUCCCAUCAGCUGCUCAGGUCAGAGAUUCACAUCCACACUGACCCCAACAUCAAGGUGGUGAACCAGACCGGCCCCACAAGGGACCACAGAAGGGAACCUGGAAACUCGGGUGCCCACUCUGGAACACGAUGUGGUGAGAAGCUACAACUGAGUCAGAGCAUAACCUCGAUCUCCAACACAACCUCAACCUCCGAUACAACCCAGACCUCUGAUACAACCCCGACAUCUGAUACAACCUCGACCUCUGAUACAACCUCGAUUUCCGGCACAACCUCAGCCUCUGAUACCACCUCGACCUCCAGCACAACCUCCAUUACAGCCUCGUCCUACAGCACAACCUCGACCUCUAGCACAACCUCAACAUCCGAUACAACCCAGACCUCUGAUACAAUCCCGAGGUCUGGUUCAUCCUCAACCUUUGAUACAACCCUGACCUCCACGACAAGCCAGUCCUCCAAAGACCCCAAGAACUUCUUCUCCCAACCCAAACACCAAGACUGA